Messenger RNA from Xenopus tropicalis (tropical clawed frog), 1550 nucleotides. RefSeq names its product protein kinase C theta type-like. NCBI's taxonomy places the organism in Eukaryota, Metazoa, Chordata, Amphibia, Anura, Pipidae. Bases 221 to 742 code for a protein of 173 amino acids. The record is from RefSeq and is a predicted model, not a curated record. The transcript is spliced from 4 exons.
AUUAGCAGCUAACUCAGCUCUUGUUUUUCCAUUAUCCCUAACAUUAUAAUUAAUAUACCUUCAACAACUACACACUUUAUCCAAUUAAAAAUCCCCCUCUUGUUUAUACCAGCUUUGGCCUGUUUUUAAACACCGUUAUUAACCAUUCUCUUCCAGGGAUCUGAAGCUUAACAACAUAUUAGUGAACACCGAGGGUCACAUCAAAAUAGUGGAUUUCGGAAUGGUCGCAGAGGACAUUUUAGGGGAAAAGAAGAUCACAUCCCCAGCGGGAGUCUGCCACUUCAUGGCUCCAGAGCAACAUCUAAAGAAGCCAUACGGACCAGGAGUUGACUGGUGGGCGUUUGGGAUCAUUCUGUGCACGAUGGCCACUGGAAAAUCACCAUUCUAUUCUGGCACAAAGCUGGACUGUCUGGUUCAUUCAGUGACCAGAACCAAGCCCUGCUAUCCAGAGGGUCUCAGCACAGAAGCCAUGAAACUCCUGGACGAGGUGUUGGAGAAGGAUCCAGAGAGGCGCUUGGGCACAAGGGGAGACAUCAGGAGUCACCCCUUUUUUAAUUCCAUCGACUGGGCAGACCUGGAGAGUCUUAAGGCACCAUCGCCCUGGAAGCCAGAAGGACUUUCAGAGAAGGAUUUUGGAGAUUAUAAAGAGCCACUGCUUUGUUUGGAGGACCAGAAGAGAAUGUUUUCAUCUCGGAAGCCAGUGAUUCUCCAAGAAUUCUCAUAUGUGAGCUCCAGCUGGUAAGCAUAAUCCUAUGGCCCCAACACCGGCCCCAAACCAGCCUUUAACAUCAGUCCUGUCUCAGUCAAAAUCAGUUCUCUGCUUCUGGCCCUUAUCACUGCCCAGCCUGCUUCCAGCCCACACCCUCAGGCCCGUCUCUGGCCCUUAACAUUGGCCCUAGAAUCCUGCCUUUGGCCCUUACCAUCGGCCCCUAGGAUCAGCUCCCUGCCUUUGGCCCAUAACAUUGAGCACUUCAAGUGCACAUAUUUAGCCCCUGCCUCUAGCUCUUAACAUCAGCCUAUGACCCAAGCCUCAACAUCGGCCGCUAAAAUUAGAUCCCUACCUCAGGCCCUUUACAUUGGCCACUCUGAUUGCAUUCCACCCUGUCAAUAAAGUUCUGUAGCCUACAGCCCUUACAAUCAGCAACCAAUUCUGCCAUUAGCUCUAAACUCUGCUCCAAAGAUCAGCUCCCUGCCUUUGGCCCUUAUUUUUGUUGUAUUAAUGUUGCCUUCCAGCCUACCCCAUCAGAAGCCUACAUCUGGCUCUUACAUUAGCUUACUGCUUCUUUCCCUUAGAAUCUGCUUUCUGCUUUUGGCCCUGAUGAUGCCCUCUUUUUCUGGCAAAUACCAUUAGCCCCCAACCUACAGCCUACACCACCGGCUCUUUGUCUUCAGCUCUCAAUAUCAGCCCUUUCCUCUGGCCCACACCAUUGGCCAUCUGCCUCCAUCUCAAAAUAUCAGCCCUUUCCUCUGGCCCAAACAAUCAGCUGACUACCAUUGCCCAGAACAUCGGCCCUUUCCUCCAGCCCAAACCCGAUGGUGUGGGCCUGAGG